AUGUGUGAGAGAAUCAAUGCGGCUGGAAAGGAAUUAAAAGAACUCCCUAAACAGAAGGGAUUAACUGUAUUAAAAUCAAUCAAUGUUACAAAUAAUUGUAUCAGUAAUAUUGAUGAAAUUAAUGAAUAUAAAAAUUUAGAAUGUCUUCUUCUUCGGAAAAAUAAAAUAGAACAAAUUCCAGCAAUAUCAAUUCCUUUACAAGUUAUUGAUAUAUCACUAAACCCAAUUAAAUCAAUUAAACCAUUAUUAUCGGUUUCUUCAAUUAAAGAACUAACUAUUUCUCAAUGUCAUUUUCUUGACAUGCAUUUUAAUUUAUCAACAUUAGAAAAUCUUACAAAAUUUGUUUGUAUAUCAAAUAAAUUAGUAGAAAUUGAAUUUCUUAGAAAUUGUUGUCAUUUACGGAAUUUGGAUUUAAGUAAUAAUUUAUUAAUUGGUGUUCCAGAAUGUCUAUCAACAUGUACAUCUUUAACUUCAUUAAAUUUAAGAGAUAAUAAUAUUUCAAAAGGACUUCAUUAUUUAAAUACAUUAAAAUUACUUGCUGAAAUUAAUGUGUCAUGGAAUGAUAUUACUGAAUUAAAGAAAUCAUUUUAUAAUAUUAUUUCAUUAACAUCAAUUAAACUUAAUAAUAAUAAAAUUAGAAGAAUACAUAAAAACAUUGGAUUCAUGACAAAUUUAGUAGAGUUAUAUAUUCAGAGUAAUCUUCAACUUCACUCUGUUCAUUCUGAAAUUUCUAAAUUAACAUUACUAACUCUUUUAAACCUAGAUAAUUGUCCAAAUAUUCUUGAAUUACCUACUUUAAACAAUUUAACUUCAUUAGUUAAUUUUUCUAUGAAACAUUGUUCACUGACUCAAACUCCUCUUCUACCUUUAUCAUGUGAUUUUCAUUUAGAAAAUAACAAUCUAACAGUAUUAAAUUUAGAUAUUUCUAAAUCUACUGCUCUUCAAAUUCCAUUUAAUAAACUAACAUCAAUUCCAUCUUUAAAUGGAUCGUUAAUAAAUAGACUAAUACUCUGUGAUAAUAAAAUCAGACAUUUAGAUCUUAUUGGUGCAAAUUUAUUAUCUUUAAAUAUUUCUUUUAAUCCAAUUCUUACAUUACCAACUGAAAUUUCUUCAUUAACUAAAUUACGUCAAUUGUGUUGUAGUGGUUGUGGAAUACGAGAAAUACCUGAUAACUUAUUAAAUAACUUUAAAAAUUUAGAACAAUUUGAAUGUUCAUUUAACCCAAUUUCUACAAUUAUAUUCUUACCUUUAGCUAAUCUUCAAUCUUUUGUUAUGCAAUUUUGUCAUCUAACUCAACUACCAUUUUCAUUAGAACAAGCUUCAAAAUUAAGAGUGUUAGAUGUUUCUAAUAAUAAGCUUUCUAUUCUAACGUCAAAAAAAUCUUCUGUUGAAACAAUGAGCCAAUUAACUUUAUUAGAUUGUUCUCAUAAUCAAUUAAAGAGUAUUGGUGACUUUUCUAAAGUUACUUCAUUGGUUGAACUCAAUGUAAGUUAUAAUCCUAUUAUCAAAAUAGAAAAAUUAAUGGAGAAAAUUAGUAAAUUACCAAAACUUACUAAUCUGUAUUGUCAUGGCAUUUCUCUUAGAAGAGGGUAUUCUUUUAAAGGAAAUGAUGAACUUUGUAUUUCUAUUACUAAAAAAGGAAGUAUAAAAGGAAUUCCAAUUGAGUUAGUGUUUAAAGAAAAAGGAAUUGAAAAUACUCUUAAACGGUUUGAAACUUUUGGUUGUGAUAAUAUUUGUAACCAAAAGUUUUGUAAUGGAAUUGGGUCAUAUGAAUAUUGUGGAAGAAGAAUAUCCAUGCAAGAUUCUAUUUUAGUUGGAAAUAAUUUUUUUGGAGAUGCAAGUAGUUUAUUUGGAAUUUUUGAUGGACAUGGUGGGGAUUAUGGAAGUUGUUUUAUCUCAAAAGAAAUUCAAAAAUCACUUGAAAAGUUACGAGGAAGAGCUUUGACUAAAGAAAUCUUUGAAAAUGAAAUCAUCUCAGCUAUCCAAAAUAUUAACACACUAAUGGAACAAAAUAAUAUGACUGAUGGUGCUACUUCUGUAAUUGUUGCUUCAACAAAAACACAUUAUUUAAUUGCCAAUAUUGGAGACUCAAGAGCAGUUAUUAUUAGAAGAACAGAUACUAGUCCAAUACCAAUGAAGGAAAUAGGUGAUGAAACUCAACAAAUAUUACAACCAAAAUCUCCUUCUAAAUUAGUCUUACCAAAAAAAACAUUUAAAAGUAAAUUAGGAAGGAGUGGUGGUUCAUCUAAAAUAACAAACCAAAUAGAAGUUAAUUUUGAUUAUAUCGGAGGAGGUAGAAUUGAAGUCGAGGCAUUAACACAUGACCACAAACCUAGUUAUCAAGAAGAUCGUCAAAGAAUUAGAGAAACUGGAAAUUAUAUUAGUGACCAAGAAAAAGUUAAUGGAUAUAUUUCUGUUACAAGGGCUAUAGGAGAUGUUAAAUGUAAAACAUUUGUUUCUUGUAUUCCUGAGUUUUCUGAAGUACCAAGAAGAGUUAGUGACUGUUUUGUUAUUUGUGCUUGUGAUGGAGUUUGGGAUGUUUUCAGUAAUGAAGAAAUUGGAAAUUUAGUUAUGGCCAAUGAACAAAUGAAUUGUACAGAAUUAGCAAAACUCAUUGUUGAUACUGCAUAUUGUAGGUUUUCAAGUGAUAAUAUGUCUUGCAUUGUUUUUAAUUGCCAAAACUCUUUUUAA
Entamoeba dispar SAW760 is the source of this 2691-nucleotide messenger RNA. Its product is annotated as protein phosphatase 2C, putative. The coding region runs from base 1 to 2691 and encodes 896 amino acids. Lineage: Eukaryota; Evosea; Mastigamoebida; Endamoebidae. Gene Ontology annotation, biological process: protein dephosphorylation. The transcript is spliced from 2 exons. Gene Ontology annotation, cellular component: nucleus; cytosol. The record is from RefSeq and is a predicted model, not a curated record. Gene Ontology annotation, molecular function: protein binding; cation binding; protein serine/threonine phosphatase activity.